AUGGAGAAGGAAGUAAUGUUAGUAGUGGCAAUGCCUUCCAUAGAUUUCAAUUUCAACACCAACUGUUCAUCUUCCCCUUACAUCACUGACCCUUCAACUCCCCAUCAUUUCCUUAAAGAUGAUAAACCUAUCAUCAACAACAACGAUCAAGAUUUUGAAUUCAACUUCAAUACCAAUCUUCAAACUUCUCAUCUUUCCGCUGAUGAACUUUUCCAUGCCGGAAAAAUCCUCCCUCUCAACCUCAUUCCACCUCAUCAUCAUCAUCAUCAUCAUCAUCAAGAACAACAAGUAACAGACCAAAAAUUAGUACAACAACAACAACAACAACAGAAUAAGCUUUGUGUUAGAGAAAGAUCUUCAUCGUUUUCGUUUCCUACUUGUCGCGAUCAUAGAAAAUAUACCAAACUCUCCAAUGGUAACAAAGGUAGUACUAGUAGUGCCAACAACAACAUUAAACAAUCCGAAACUUCAUCUUUUUCAUCUUUCUUGUCAACAAUUUCAUUCUCAAAAGGCUAUCGAAAAUGGAGAUUCAAAGAUUUUCUAUUAUUUCGUAGUGCUUCAGAAGGAAGAGGCUCCGACAGAGAUCCUCUGAGGAAAUACAAGGUGUUGUCUAAAACGACAGUGUACGAGGAUGUCGGUGAAUCUAGCUUCAGGUCCAUUGAGAAUUCCGGUUCGGUUUCAAAAAGGAGAAAACCAGUUUCGGCUCAUGAGUUGCAUUAUACACUGAACCGGGCCGCUUCUGAGGAAUUGAAGAGGAAAACUAUGUUGCCUUAUAAACAAGGUUUGUUGGGAUGUUUGGGGUUUAAUCAUGGUAUGAAUCACACUAGUAGAAGAUUUUGA
Vicia faba (fava bean) is the source of this 840-nucleotide messenger RNA. The record is from the annotation of a GenBank genome assembly. Lineage: Eukaryota; Viridiplantae; Streptophyta; Magnoliopsida; Fabales; Fabaceae.